AUGGCGGUGACCGGGUUCAGAGAAAAGGCGCCGUCUUGCCACAUUUUGAUUCUCUUAUUGGCUCUGUCUACUUCGCUUCAAUGCAGGUUACUUACUGUCUCCGUGGAUGCGAUUCUCGACCCUCUCGAUUUCCUGGCCCUGCAAUCGAUUCGGAAAUCGCUAGACGACAUGCCGGGCUCCAACUUCUUCUCCUCCUGGGACUUCACCUCCGACCCCUGCAACUUCGCCGGUGUCUACUGCGACUCCGACCGGGUCAUCGCACUCAAUCUCGGCGACCCGAGAGCGGGCUCUCCAGGUCUAAUCGGCAGGCUCGACCCAGCAAUCGGCAAGCUCUCGGCGCUCGGUGAGCUCUCCGUGGUCCCGGGUCGGAUCAUGGGCUCACUGCCCGAAUCUGUCUCCCAGCUCAAGGACCUCCGGUUCCUCGCCAUCAGCCGGAACUUCCUCACGGGGACCAUCCCGCAAUCAAUCUGCCAGCUCUCCAAUCUCCGAACCCUCGAUCUCAGCUACAACCAGCUCACGGGUCCGGUCCCUCCCUCAAUCGGGUCGAUCCCCGGGCUAUCCAAUCUCGUCCUCUGCCACAACCGCCUCUCGGGUCCGGUCCCUCCGUUCGGAUCCCAAUUACUGACCCGACUCGACCUGUCCCACAACCAGCUCAACGGCUCCAUCCAACCACUCUCCUUCCCUCCCUCUCUCCAGUACCUCUCCCUCUCCUGGAACCGGCUGGUCGGGCCGGUCGACACGAUCCUCACCCGGCUCGACCAGCUCAACCACCUCGACCUCAGCGCCAACGGGUUCACCGGGCCGAUACCGGGUCGGAUCUUCGGGUUCCCCAUCGGCAGCCUCCAGCUCCAGAGGAAUUCGUUCGUGGGCCCAGUCCAGCCCACGGACCAGGUGGCGAUCCCGACGGUGGACCUCAGCUACAACAGGCUUUCCGGCCCAAUUUCCCCGAUGUUCUCCACCGUCCAGAAUCUCUACCUCAAUAACAACCGGUUCAGCGGGGAAGUUCCAGGGAGCCUAGUGGACCGGCUGCUGGCGGCGGGGAUGGAGACGCUGUAUCUGCAGCAUAACUAUCUGACCGGGAUCGAGAUCAAUCCGACGGCGGAGAUUCCGGUGAGCAGCUCGCUGUGUCUGCAGUACAAUUGUAUGGUUCCACCGCUGCAGACGCCUUGCCCGUUGAAGGCCGGGAACCAGAAGACGAGGCCCACCGCGCAGUGCAACGAGUGGCGAGGGUAG
This is a messenger RNA of Linum tenue, 1233 nucleotides long. Lineage: Eukaryota; Viridiplantae; Streptophyta; Magnoliopsida; Malpighiales; Linaceae. The record is from the annotation of a GenBank genome assembly.